AUGUCUAGUAGUCGAUUCGGAUCUGGUGCUGGAGGCUCACGGCGCAGCGGCUCACCUCCAACACAAAGGCAUACUCCUAUGACUAGGGAGGGCGCAGCUGAGACCGCACCUGGACGUGGCGCAGCUGUGAAAGACCCAGUCAGUGGAAAUCAAGCACCUGUAUUAUCUAUUCCUUCAGAUUCUAGGGGUGCUUCAGCCGGAACGGCUGCUACAACUCAUUCACAUCCUUCCUCAGCUACGAAGAUAGACCAACCUACUGCAGAUCAGCUUCUGAUCGAUGCAGCAGUCAAUGACAGAGCCUCCGCAGAAGAUAGAAAGUUGUACGCAUACAAAUUCACACAAGAUACGCUAUUUCGAGCCCAGGUCCUUGAGGCGUACAGGAGAUAUCGCUCAGCAAAGGCAGCAGCCGAAAGAAGGAAGGCAGACCUGUUGGCAGGAAUAAUACUUGUUUUCGCACCAGAGCUAGCGAGUUUGUUUGUUUACGAGCCUCACCAAAAUCCAUCAGCAGAUGAACUCGUUUUGCGUUUGCGGGCAACGAGCCUCGCACAUCAAGUAGCCGGGGAAGCUCUCACUGAGUUAGAGAAUAUAGGAUACUCCCACAGCAGUACAGCCCAACCGGCUCGGAGUGCUCCGCCUGCGAAUAUCUCCCCUCGGGCUACCCUAGCAUCUCCAGUAACACCUCUUGGAAGCACUCCCCGGGCUCCAAGACCAUCUGCAAGACGUGAGGCUAAGGGUCCAAGAAGAACUACCGGCGACUCCUGA
Endocarpon pusillum Z07020 is the source of this 762-nucleotide messenger RNA. RefSeq lists its product as uncharacterized. Bases 1 to 762 code for a protein of 253 amino acids. The transcript has a single exon. Lineage: Eukaryota; Fungi; Ascomycota; Eurotiomycetes; Verrucariales; Verrucariaceae. The record is from RefSeq and is a predicted model, not a curated record.